AGGCAGGCUCAGUGGGCGAAGAUGUCACAUAGCCGUGAUUAACCUGGGGGAGCAGCUGAAAUAUUGAUAAGGGGGAAAACGGAAAUCAAAUGAAAAGUAGAGGGCACAGAAGAGAGGGAAAGGGAAGCACGUACUGGAGCUGCGAGCGCUGCAGAAGCCCCCUGAGGAAAUGCCUGGUUGAUGCAGCCUGUCUGGAUGGGCUGGGAAUUCUGACUCCAGCGCUGCUUUGGAUCUAACAAGUUUAAUCUCUCCUUUGCAAAACUGCAGCGGCAGGGUAGUAACCCACAGCUGGUGGGGAGUUUUGGUUUUGGUCUCAACCUGGAUCUUUACAAACUGGUCUGCCACUGGUUGAGGGGAAAGGGUAUCAAAGAUCAAUUUUAGGACCUUUAAAAAUCUCUGUUAAACACGUAAGGAUGUUUCAGACUGUACCAGACACUUCGUCUUACGUCAAGGUAAGACAUGACAGCAUCUUUAAACAGGAGGCCCUGUCGGUGGUGAGCGACGACCAGUCCCUCUUUGACUCCACAUACGGCGCUGCCACUCACCUCCCCAAGGCAGACAUGACAGCCUCAGGGAACCCUGACUAUGGCCAGCCACACAAAAUCAACCCUUUACCUCCUCAGCAGGAGUGGAUUAACCAGCCAGUCCGGGUCAAUGUUAAAAGAGAAUAUGACCACAUGAAUGGAUCAAGGGAGUCCCCUGUAGACUGUAGUGUGAACAAAUGCAGCAAGCUCGUCGGAGCAGGCACAGAGUCCAACCCAAUGAGUUACAGCACCUACAUGGAUGAGAAGAACGGGCCUCCUCCCAACAUGACCACCAAUGAGAGGAGAGUCAUUGUCCCAGCAGAUCCCACUCUAUGGACCCAGGAUCACGUGCGCCAGUGGCUGGAGUGGGCCAUAAAAGAGUAUGGAUUAAUGGAGAUUGACACCACCUUCUUCCAGAAUAUGGAUGGCAAAGAGCUCUGCAAAAUGAACAAGGACGACUUCCUCCGAACCACCUCCCUCUACAACACAGAAGUUCUGUUGUCUCACCUCAGUUACCUCAGGGAAAGUAGCUCACUGCUGGUCUACAAUACUCCAUCCCACGCAGAAGCUUCCUCACGUCUUGCCACCAAAGAAGGUCCUCCUGUUGCAGGGACACAAAAUGUGAACAAGACCACAGAACAGCAACGGCCCCAGCCAGAUCCUUAUCAAAUCCUGGGGCCCACCAGUAGCCGUCUUGCCAAUCCUGGGAGUGGGCAGAUACAACUGUGGCAGUUCCUCCUCGAGUUGCUGUCGGACAGUUCCAACGCCAGCUGCAUCACGUGGGAAGGGACCAAUGGGGAAUUCAAGAUGACAGACCCAGAUGAAGUGGCACGGCGCUGGGGAGAGCGCAAAAGCAAGCCCAACAUGAAUUAUGACAAGCUGAGCCGAGCCCUUCGAUACUACUAUGAUAAGAACAUUAUGACCAAAGUGCAUGGCAAAAGGUAUGCCUACAAAUUUGACUUUCACGGCAUUGCCCAGGCCCUCCAGCCUCAUCCCACUGAAUCGCCAAUGUACAAGUAUCCAUCAGAUCUCUCCUACAUGCCUUCUUACCAUGCCCACCAGCAGAAGGUGAACUUUGUACCCCCACACCCUUCUUCCAUGCCUGUCACAUCAUCCAGUUUCUUUGGAGCAGCCUCACCUUAUUGGACCUCCCCUGCUGGAAGCAUUUAUCCAAACCCCAACGUUCCUCGCCAUCCCAAUGCCCACGUGUCACCACACUUGGGCAGCUAUUACUAGAUGCGUUUCUCUUCGAGUGGCCUUAAUCAGUCUUGUUGGACCUUCUCUUUUUUUUUUACAUCUGGGAUUUUUUGUUUCAUUUUUCUGUGGACCCUUGAUGGAUAAUUGUGGCCUUUCUGGGACAGAAGUAAAACUGGAUAUUGGCUAUUCCUGGAUCAAACCUUCUACUUUUGUAAUUCUGCCUCUUGUGUCCUGAACUGAGAGAUGGAUGCUUCUUUGGGCCAGUACUCUGCAUUUUUCUUUGGUUUUUAACGCUUAAAUCCUCUGUAGGAAUUGACUAUGAAGAUUGUUCAUCGUUACCUGGAAUGACUAUUAGCUUUUUGAUGAAUUUUUUUAAGAAUUCAAAGCUGGUUGACAAGACAUGGAUCCAACUGUGGGUCUUAGGAAAACAUGACUACAAUUAUUUUCUCGCUUUGGAGAGGGUAAGAAUUUGACUACAAAGUCAGGAGGACCUUGGGCUGCAGGGGACUACAACUGGAAUCUUAGCUUUAAGGCAGAUGAGGAUGUUCACCCAACUGGAAAUAAAAUAUAUGUAUUCAUAUAUAUAUAUAUAUAUAUGUUCAUGCAUAUUUUAAGAAGUAAAGGGCAUUGAAGGGAAUUUCUAGGCUGUACAACUUCAGUAGACUGUGUAUUAACUCCAGAAACACCAGAAACCAGAGCAAAAAAGUAACUUGACGUCAUGCACAUACGUUCUCUGAAAGCAAAAGUGAAGUGGGACAGAUGACAGCAGGUCCUUGAGCUCUGCCAGAGCCUGGGGUCGCCAACCGCUACCGAUUCGCGAACGCUGUGCGUUUGUCAG
Lagopus muta (rock ptarmigan) is the source of this 2559-nucleotide messenger RNA. RefSeq names its product Fli-1 proto-oncogene, ETS transcription factor (gene FLI1). Gene Ontology annotation, biological process: cell differentiation; regulation of transcription by RNA polymerase II. Gene Ontology annotation, molecular function: DNA-binding transcription factor activity, RNA polymerase II-specific; sequence-specific DNA binding. The transcript is spliced from 9 exons. Gene Ontology annotation, cellular component: nucleus. Lineage: Eukaryota; Metazoa; Chordata; Aves; Galliformes; Phasianidae. The record is from RefSeq and is a predicted model, not a curated record. Bases 414 to 1760 code for a protein of 448 amino acids.